AUGAGCGAAGCUUUCAUGCUUAAUCCCAAGAUUCGCUUUCUUCCUUUCCACCCCUUUCUCUUCCCCCACCCACUCCCACCCCUUUUACCCCCCCCCAUCUCAACCAACCCCUACCUAAACCCCUUCCUGACUUCCCUUCUCCUCCCUUACCCCCGUGGUCGCCACGUGGCAGCAUGCAGUAGUGUUGCGCAAGCGCCAUCGCAUCCACGUGUCCAGCCACCUGGUGACGGCUCCCCUCGAGUCCUUCCAAGAACUGGCCGACAAGUGAGUGGCUGGCAGGAAGGUGAGUGGCUGGCAGGAAGGUACAACUGCCGUCGGCGCUUACUGCGCAAUCUGCAGGAGAUGGGGUUUGAGCACCCCACGGCCAUUCAGAGGCAGGUGGUGCCGCUGCUGCUGCAGGGGCGAGAGUGCUUCGCCUGUGCGCCCACGGGGUCGGGCAAGACUGUCGCCUUUCUGCUUCCCAUCGUCAUGGCUCUCAAGGUGAGCUGCGCUGUGAGAAUGCGCGCGAGUGCUUUGCCUGUGCUUCUCCUGUGCUUCUCCUGUGUUUCGCCUGUGCUUCUCCUGUGCUUCGCCUGUGCUUCUCCUGUGCUUCGCCUGUGCUUCUCCUGUGCUUCUCCUGUGGUUCGCCUGUGCUUCUCCUGUGCUUCGUCCUCGAAGACCGUUGCUUUGCUUCUUCCCAUCGUCAUGGCUCUAAAGUCCCACUCCCCUGAGGCCAUCAGAGCAGUGGUCCUGGUGCCGACACGGGAGUUAGCGCUGCAGAUAUCGCGGGCUCUGAAGCAGCUGGCAGCGGGCACGAAGCUGAGGGCGCGGCUGCUGACCAAGGCCACUGCCGGCUGCGUGGAGCUCAAAGGGGCGGCAUGCGAUGUGCUCAUCUCCACUCCUCUGAGGCUCGCUCACCUCGUGACUGAGAAGAAAGUGGACCUGAGUCGUGGGUGUGGUUUGGUCACGAAGCUGAGAGUGCAGCUGCUGACCAAGGCGACUGCUGGCUGCGUGGAGCUCAAAGGGGCGGCCUGCGAUGUUCUCAUCUCCACUCCCCUUCGCCUGGCACACCUGGUGGCGGAAGGAAAAGUUAACCUGAGCCGAGCAGAUGGACGGGACGGGGUCGUGGCGGCAUGUGUCCCCCGCCACUGUUGCCGUGAUUCUCACUCCGUGUCUGCUUUCCCCCACCUACCGAGUGCAGCAUCUGGUGCUGGACGAGGCGGACAAGCUCUUGAGAUGGGCUUCGUGGAGCAGAGCAGAUCAACCCUUCACUCACUCCACCCCUCGCAAACCCGUUCCUUUCCCCCCCCCCACAGAGUGCAGCACCUGGUGCUGGACGGAGAAGACAAGCUGUUUGAGAUGGGCUUCGUGGAGCAGAUUGACGGGGUCGUGGCGGCCUGCACGCUGCCCGCCCGCAUCCUCACCCUCACUCUGUGCCUUCUCCUCGUGCCCUUCCACAUGCACUCCCCUCCCCACAGAGUGCAGCACCUAGUUCUGGAUGAGGCGGACAAGCUCUUUGAGAUGGGCUUCGUGGAGCAGAUCGACGGGGUCGUGGCGGCAUGCUCCCUGCCCGCCCUCACGCGCUCCCUCUUCUCUGCCACGCUGCCUGAAGCCGUUGAGCAGCUGGCACGAUCAGUCAUGCAUGAUCCUGUGCGGAUCGUUGUUGGGGACAGGAGCGCAGCAGCAGAAACCGUGCAGCAGAAGCUGGUGUUGGUGGGCACGGAGGAGGGCAAGCUGCUGACUCCUGAGUCGUCAAGUGCCUCUCCCUAUACUUACUCUCACACUCGCCAUAGGAACGCGGCAGCGGAGACGGUGCAGCAGAAGCUGGUAUUUGUGGGCACGGAGGAGGGCAAGCUGCCUUCAGAGACUGUGCAGCAGAAGCUGGUAUUUGUGGGCACGGAGGAGGGAAAGCUGCUGGCGAUGCGGCAGCUGCUGCAGCAGGGGGUGCGGCCGCCGGUGCUCAUCUUCGUGCAGAGCAAGGAGCGCGCCCAGCAGCUCUUCUCCGAGCUCUCUUUCGAUGGACUCAAUGUUGACGUCAUCCACGCUGAUCGAUCCGUGGCUCAGCAGCUCCUCUCGGAGCUCUCCUUCCACGGGCUCAAUGUGGACGCCAGCCAUGCUGACAGCUCCGUGGCGCUUGUGAGGGAUCAGGGAAUUGUGCGAUCGGGCGAUGGUGGAGUUAUUUUUCUGUCUGCCCUGCACCGCACAUUCAUGGAGACAGAUCCGUGGCUCUCCUUUGAUGGGCUCAACGUGGAUGUCAUUCACGCAGACAGAUCCGUGGCUCAAGCGAGGCGAGGCAUGGACAUUGCAGGGGUGAAUGUGGUGGUCAUCGUUCUGGUUCCUCAUGGCAACGGAACACAUUCACCCCUGCACGAGUUUGUGGGAGGGAACAGGUGGUGGACUCGUUCCGGGAGGGCAAGAUCUGGUUCCUCAUUGCAACGGACCUCGUGGGGUUAUGAGGUGACUCUGAAGCCCUGUUCUCUCUCCUCCCCUUUUCCCUGCUCUUCCCGCCUGUCCGUUCCCUCCGCGUGCCCUUUCGCAGAGGGAGCAGGUGGUGGACUCGUUCUUGAGACGGAGCAGGUGGUGGACUUGUUCCGAGAGGGCAAGAUCUGGUUCCUCAUUGCAACGGACCUCAUGGGACGGGGCAUGGACAUCGCAGGGGUGAAUGUGGUGGUGAACUAUGACUGCCCGCAGACCACCGCUGCUUACAUCCACAGGAUAGGUCGCAGUGGCAGAGCCGGGCGGCCCGGCGAGGCAGUGACAUUCUACACAGAGGAGGAUGAGCCGAACCUGAGAGCCAUAGCCAAUGUGAUGGUGCAAUCAGGCACUGAGGUGCCGGCGUGGAUGAAGUAUUUCCCUUAG
Molecule: messenger RNA, 2838 nt
Organism: Closterium sp. Naga37s-1
Lineage: Eukaryota; Viridiplantae; Streptophyta; Zygnematophyceae; Desmidiales; Closteriaceae
Source: the annotation of a GenBank genome assembly